AAAAGCCAUUUAUAAGUUAAAAAGGCGUACUGUAAAAUCUAAAAACAAGGUCUUAUUUAAGAAGCUCAGUUAUUUUCAACGUCGUUCUCAUUGCCCAGCCCAAUUCUUUUUCAAAUUUCGAACUCAGAAACCCCAAAUCGAUUGUCCCAUGAACGAUAUUGCGCAAUUUUUCUGCCCACUCUACUGUUAAAAGGAGAAAAAAAUCUUUUCAGAAAGUCUUGAAGAUCUCAUGGAGGAAAUAACAGCGGCAGUUCAGAGUCACAUGGAUCAGGUGGCUGAUCUUUUCGAGGGCUUAAGCGCCGAGCUCCGCAAGCAAUGGAAUGCAGGCCCUCAAGGAGGGAAAUUCGUGGAUCCCGUUUUGGCCUUCGUCCAUGCUGUCGACUGGACCGAGCCUUGGUUGAUAACGCUCAUAGUUUUUCAUAUUAUACUAUUGAUUUUGGCCAUAACGACUAGGAAAAGCAGCAACUUUCAGAUGGGCUUGUUUCUUGGUGCUCUUGCGGGGGUGUACUUUGCUGAAACGAUCAAUUACCACCUAAGUCGCAAUUGGAAAAAAUUUGCUGGACAGAACUACUUCGAUCCACAUGGGGUUUUUCUGUCAAAUAUGUGGUCUGGUCCUCUGCUGGUCAUUUCAACAAUAAUCUUGAUAAAUACUCUGAUUACAUUAUCUCAGCUUAUUGUAAAGUGGAAGAAAGCAGAGCUGAAACACCGGGCCCGUAUGUCUCGCGAAAAGAACGAAUGAGUUCAAUGAAGUUGUGCAAAGUGGCUUUUACAGGGAUUCCACAUAGAAUUCUUUUCAGUUGUUUCUAUUGUAUUAUUCUCAUUGCCGAUAAUUAUCUUCCUUGCAAAGGGAGAUCAAGUGACAGCAUAUGGAUUUUCCCAGUGCAUCUACAAGGCUCUUUCACCACAAUAGACUGAAAUGAUUUCUUGUAUUUUUUUUUCUGUUCUUUUGAGAGGCAUAGUCAUACACACUUUUUUUGGUCCAUGAGGCUAGGAACUUCUUUGUAAUCAUGUAAUUUUAAAUUUCUUAUCUCACUGUUAUAGUUGUUUAAUGUCCCUAUCUAUAUAGGUUAGGGACAUUGCAUUCCGAAAAAUAGCAAACGGUAUUUUUUAGAUCUUUGUGAGAUAUGUCACAAUUAUAAAACUUUAA
This is a messenger RNA of Cryptomeria japonica (Japanese cedar), 1147 nucleotides long. RefSeq lists its product as uncharacterized. The coding region runs from base 230 to 739 and encodes 169 amino acids. The transcript has 4 exons. NCBI's taxonomy places the organism in Eukaryota, Viridiplantae, Streptophyta, Pinopsida, Cupressales, Cupressaceae. Gene Ontology annotation, cellular component: nuclear membrane. The record is from RefSeq and is a predicted model, not a curated record.